AUGACCCGUUUUUGGCUGCUCGUGGCUUUUUUGUCGACGGCCGUAGUCGCAAGACAUCCGGCCUUACAUCCCUUCAUCUUUGGCAGACCUGUUGAUCGAGGAUUUGUUGGGUCCGAUUUCUAGAUAUUUAAAUAAUUUUGGCUUCCGUUAAAUUCCUUAAAAUUUAAUCCAGCUUCUUGCAAUUUCCAAACAAGAAUCAUGCUAACUAAGACUAAAAAAACUUCGAAUUUUUCAGUCAUGGGGAGCACGUCGCUGGUAUCAGCCACAGUGAUUACGAAAAUCUUGACGCUCAGGUCCAAAAGUUCAAUUUUUCACAGAAAGUUGAUAACUUUGACGUUAACAAUAAUGCUGUCUACAACCAGGUAAUUCUGAAAACUAUCAUCAUAAUUAAAAAAUCUUGCAGAGGUACUGGUACAACCCAACGUACUCUCAGAAGAAAAACAUCAUUUUCUUGAUGAUUCAAGGUUUUUAUUCCUUGAAACUUUAUUGGAUAAAUUCGUUAUAGGCGAGUCACCAGCUACAGAUCUUUGGAUCACCAACGGAGGUUAUCAAUACCUCCAGUGGGCCAAAAUGUUCGGAGCUGAUGCUUUCCAGCUCGAACAUCGUUGUUUUGGUUACAGUCGACCUUACCCGUCAGUUAUAUUCAUUUUUCUGACUUUUAGGAUGAUUUUUUUUAUUCUGAAAUGAGACUAUUCAGAGACACUUCCUUCAAAAACAUCAAAGUUUGCACGAUGGAGCAAGCUCUUGCAGAUAUUCACAAUUUCAUCAAUGCCAUGAACAAGAAGUACAACUUCCAGAACCCGAAGUGGGUCACGUUCGGAGGAUCAUAUCCAGGUUUGCUUUUAAUUUUUUGCGUUUUAACUUUUUCUGAAACUUCAGACACCCGUGAUAAAAAUCCAUUUCUUUGUACUGUUUUCUUUUGAUUUUCAAACAGCUUUUUUUCUGAUAAAACUGUUAAGCAAUAAAAAUCAGCUGUAAAGUGCUUUGAAAAAUUUAUAGUGCUUUAAAUUUUAACUAGAUGCGAAAAAAAGAAACCGUGCUGAAUUUUUCGCAAGGCAUCUGAUAAAGUUUGCAUUCAAUUUUUGUAAAGACUGCAAUAAAACUUAUUAAAACGUAAUUAAAAGGUACAGAGAAUCAUUGAAAAUUAAAAACUCGACUUCUAAAUUUUUUUCUCAAUCUCGGACAUUUCAGGCGCACUCUCGGCUCUUUUCCGCGCGACCUACCCGCAGGACACAGUGGGAGCCGUGGCGAGCAGUGCCCCGAUGCUUUGGACUCUUGACUUUUUCCGUGAGUCGGAAAAAGAAGUUUUUACAACUACCUUUCUGUUUCAGAAUACACUCAAGUCAUGGAAGAUGUCAUCACUCAAACCGAUCCAAACUGUCGAGAUCAAGUUGCUUUGGCCUUUUCGACAAUGCAAACGUUGACUUUGAAUGGCCAGAUCACGAAGCUCAAUAGCUAUUUCCAGUCAGCUCAAAUGAUUUGAUUUUGAAUCUCACAUCAAAACAGACUCGAUCCUCCUUUCGUGAACGGAAACUACACGCAGAAGGACAUUGACAACUUCUUCUCCAACGUUGUUGGCUACUUCCAAGGUGUCAUUCAGUACACAUAUGACGGCAGAGUGGGUGAUGGUUCUGUGUCAGCUUGUGGAGAAUGCAAUCUUAAGAAUGACGCCACAAAAAAUGGUUUGAACGUGAAAAACCUUUGCCAAAUAAUGACCGACAAUAAAAAAAUCCCCGAUGUCGUUUCAAGAGUAAAAGCCGUUAUUGACUGGGUGAGGCUUUUUUUUUCCAAUUUCCAUCAAAUUCAAAUAUUAACAGAUCAACAAAAUGAACGGAGACCCAGUUGGUCCUUUUGCCAACUCUUAUAGCGACAUGAUCAAGGUAGCAAAACAUUAAAUUUAGAAGAGUACUCAUUGUUCCAGGCGCUCGUUAAUGGGACGUAUGACGACGAAAAUUUCCAACAAAAUGGUGAUAACUGCCUGCAAAACAGUAAUGUAUGAUAGUUUACUUUCAGCUGCUGCGCGUGGAUGGAUGUGGCUCUGCUGCAAUGAACUAGGAGUUCUCCAGACUACAGACCAGGGACGUAACAUUUUCCAACAGACCAUCCCUCUCAAGUAAGUUUUGAUUUGAUAAUCUUUCGAUGAGAUAUUUCACUGGAAAUCGAUAUUUUUGCGAGUAUUUCAUUUCACCCGUUGAAGACGCCAUUAUUUUAAAACCACCUCAUUAUUUCUAUGAUAAUUCAAGCACCUGAACGAGUAUAUUUUUGAAAAAAACAUUCCUAAGUUUCCUUCACCAAGAGAAUGUCCACAUCUUUUUUUUUCUCAUGAGUUCAUCUUUCUCCCUUUUUCAGCUACUACAUCGAUAUGUGCACCGACAUGUUUGAUCCAAGCGUUGACAUUAAAUACAUACGAGACCGCAAUUUGAGAACUUUGAACACUUUUGGUGGCAACGCAAAUUAUAAAGUGACAAUUCAUGAGCAUUUUUUCAUCAACUUGCGGUUUCAAGGCCACUAACGUCGUUCUUCCGAACGGUUCCUACGAUCCUUGGCAUGUUUUGGGAACCAACGCGACCGACUCUGUCAACCACGUCACUCCUCUGCUCAUCCAAGGUAAAUUUAAUCAUCUUUUCGGAUCUCAAAAGGGAAUGAGUUUAGGAGCUGCGCAUUGUUCCGACAUGUAUCCGACGUACCCCAAUGAGCCAGCUGCUUUAGCAUCGAACCGAGCAAUUAUACAGAACCAGUUGCAGUACUUCUUGGGAAGUGAGUAGUUUGAUAAGAAAAUUAUUUUAUUCUAACUAUUUCAGUCAACUGA
This is a messenger RNA of Caenorhabditis auriculariae, 2809 nucleotides long. The record is from the annotation of a GenBank genome assembly. NCBI's taxonomy places the organism in Eukaryota, Metazoa, Nematoda, Chromadorea, Rhabditida, Rhabditidae.